Spirodela intermedia is the source of this 697-nucleotide messenger RNA. The record is from the annotation of a GenBank genome assembly. Lineage: Eukaryota; Viridiplantae; Streptophyta; Magnoliopsida; Alismatales; Araceae.
AUGAGUGUAUUAGAGGGUCAUUCACAUCCUCCUAGAGAUCAUGAAAUUAGACGUCCUCAAAAAGCCACUCAUGUCGAAUCUUCAUCAAAUACUCAUUAUUCAUCUAGUUCUAUAAGUUCUAGAUCAAGAUUUGAAGAAGAUAAUUUUCGAAAUUUUUGUAUGAAGAUUGACUUACCAUGUUUCAAUGGUCAUUUGAAGAUUGAAGACUUCUUAGAUUGAUUAGUUGAAGUAGAACGACUUUUUAAGUAUAUGAAAAUUUCUAAUGAAAAAUUAUAAACUACUAACUUAUAAACUAAAGGGUAGAGCCUCUUCAUGGUGGGAUUAAUUACAAACCACACAUAUGAGGUCAGACAAAGAACCUGUACGAUCAUAGGAGAAAAUGAAAAAACUCUUGAAAUCUCAUUUUCUUCUCCCAUAUUAUGAACAAAUUUUAUAUCAACAAUAUCAAAACUGCAGAUAAGAGAAUAGAUCACUUUCUGAUUAUGUUAAAGAAUUUUAUCAUCUAUCUUCUCGAAUCUACUUGAUAGAAUCCGAGUCAUAUAUGAUUUCAAGAUUUAAAGGUGGGCUCAGAUGGAAAAUUGAAGAUAAAGUAGCUUUACAAUCAUUUUUCAAGUUUAAUGACAUCAUAAUGGCUGUAGAGCGUGUUGAAGCCUUAUUAGAGAAAGGAAAAACCAGAAUUCAAAAUUUUGGAAGUUAG